AGUGGCCAACCGGCAUUUUGGUUAAGUUUUUGUUCAACAGCCGAACAAAGUAGAAUGUCCAUUAGCCGUCUCCAGUCGUGCUCCACAUUAACCCGCACCAUCUUCACCACUUCGAUCCGUUUGUUCAGUUCUGCCGUCGCUAAAAACAUGGAGAAACACGAAGUCGUUCCGGACGUUAUCCCGGUUGCUCCGACCGAAGUGGCCAAAGUGUCCUACCCAUCGGGUGCCGUCGUAAACGAGGGCAACGUUUUGACUCCGACGCAGGUGAAGGACGUCCCGAAAGUGGAGUGGAACGCGGAAAGUGGUAGCUUGUACACGCUCUGCAUGACCGAUCCGGAUGCACCGAGCCGCAAGGAACCGACGUACCGCGAGUGGCACCACUGGCUGGUCGGAAACAUUCCCGGCGGUGACGUCGCGAAGGGAGAAACCCUUUCCGCUUACGUCGGUUCCGGCCCGCCGGAAGGUACGGGACUGCAUCGUUACGUGUUCCUGGUGUACAAGCAAAAUGGUAAGCUGACGUUCGACGAGCCCCGACUGACGAAUACCAGCGGAGACAACCGUGGCGGAUUUGCCAUCCGCAAGUUUGCGGAAAAGUAUAAGCUGGGCAAUCCGAUUGCCGGUAAUCUCUACCAGGCGGAAUGGGACGAUUACGUGCCACUGCUGUACAAGCAGCUGGGUGCAUAAACAUCCGUAAUCGCAUUCAAUUGGUUAAUGGGGUAUGCCAUGCAUUCGUUGUCAUGUAAUGAGAGGGCAUUUGCAACGUUCGGAGACAGAACAGACAUUUAUUUUUGGUAGAAUUUGCUAGAAGCAAUAAAUCAAUACGAGAAAGAAAAAGUAAUAAACAGCACUGAUAAACUUUUAA
Molecule: messenger RNA, 862 nt
Organism: Anopheles coustani
Lineage: Eukaryota; Metazoa; Arthropoda; Insecta; Diptera; Culicidae
Product: protein D2
Exons: 1
Coding region: 55-684 (209 amino acids)
Source: RefSeq, a predicted model, not a curated record